GGGGCCGCUACAGAAUGAGCGAAAUUAAAUUGAAUGCAUUAAACAACUUAUUUGAUUCCAUUGAUGUGUGUGUAUGUGCCAGUACAUUUAAUAGAUUGUAGUUUUUUUUCCAUGUACGUUAAGUGAGUGAAUGCGUUUCUAGUCGGUAUCCGCGUGUGCAUCGUAAGGAACCGUAGAACUGUUAGUUAACGUAUUUUCAAAUUUUCUCGAUAGAUUUAUACGAUUAUUCGGUUAUCGGUUAAAUAAUCGCGCUUUUAUUUGAUUUAAUUUGUUAAAAAAAGGUUAAACAAUCAGAUCUUAUCUUAUUUUUUAUGUAUCGAAAGUAAUUCGUAUUAUUUUUAAACGGAGAUAAAACAUCUCACUUGACUUUCCAAUAUUGAUUGAAAGUAAACAACUCGCCAUGCAUUUUUUCUCUUAAUUUUACGGGUUUCCGGAUUUUAUUCUGUUGGAAAAUAAUGGCAACAACAGCUGUAGUAAAUGUUAGUGACGAUAUACCCCAAUGGAAAAAAGAUUUAAUUGCCAGAUUGAGGAAUCAAAACAAGAGGAAUGAGGAACGGCUCUGGAUUGACCAUCACACACCCCACCCAGUCCACCACUCUCAUCCCCAUCCGAAAACCGAGCUGGUGUGCCAGUCGCCCGAAAAUGGUUUCGACAAAAACCACCAAUCGACGGAAUCGUCCGACUCGGAGGACCUCCACUACGGGCCGGGCAUCGUCAACCGACUCAAGAACAAGUACUUGAGCCUGGCCUUGAGGGAGAGCAACGCUAGGCCGACCAUUUUGAGGAAGGCGACCAGUUUGGAGAACCUUUUGGAUGAGGAUGAGGGCGAGGAUGGUGAGAAGGAGAACGAAAGACUGUUUAGGAGGAGAGGUGGCGGAAAAGAUGGAGGGUCUCAUCUGAAUCAUUAUCGAUCCGGUAACAGAAGACAGGACAUGAAGAGAGCCCGCUCGGUCGAAACCAUCUCCCGAGUUAGCCACGACGAGGAACUGACAAUGACAGCGUCUGUUACUGCCAAAAUUAACAACAGACAGUCGUUGCACGAGGACGUUUUGCUGCGCCAUCCGGUGGAGGAAGUAGACAACGGCUUAGAUAAGUUAAAAACGAAUUCGAGACCUAGUUCAAAUGAACACAAAGCGGAUGAGAACAUUACCAACAAACUGAAUGGUAGAGCUCACAGAACGUGGUGGAAGUCACCUUUAUUGGAUGAAAAAGAAAAACCGCCUGCGGAUGUGGUCAAGCAAACGAAGAUGAUUUUCGAGAAAAGACCAGAACAACGGACUAGGAAGCCUCCACAAACGGGUGACGUUGCUGCUAAAGUAGACAGUUUCAACAACAUCAUAGUCAAGGCCAAAGUGGCCUCUAAAACUUCCAAACCUCCUAUAAAACAUAUUAAGUCAUCAACAAACGACAAACACAAAAACCAGCAUCACCAUCGCCCAGUAGCGAAACCGGUCAUUUUAAACGAGGACAUUAUCAAACCGAAGACUUUGGACCUGAAAGGUUCGAAAAGGAACAGAAAAGAUAUACGCAGUCUUCCGAGUCCUAUUCCGGAUGUAUCCAGAGUCGAUAUAAGGAAUCAGGAGACUGGCGAUGCCAGAAACAGUAUUAGGAAUCAUUUAUGCGAAACUCCGGAUUUGAUUUUGACGUCGAGUCCACUACCUAAAGUCGCUUCGCCGGGCUUUAGGAAACACAGUCCGGAGUAUUUUAUGGCGGAUGUUAAGCUUCUUCUUAGUCCGGAAGCCACAAAUCGAUUUGUCAGUCCUGUUCUGAGUCCAAAACAACAUCACUUACACGAAGACAAAAUGGACCUACCAGGCAUCAAACUCAUCUCUCCGAUUUCCCAGAAUAACAUCACCAAAAGCUCAGCCUCUUCCGUGUUCAACUUCAUCAACGCUCAAGUAGAUCAGAAACACCUUCCUAUUGUUAAUAAAAAUGUCUCCGAUGACAAAGUUCCUGUUUCUGAACCGCUAAAUAUUGAAGUAAACGGUUCCGGUGGUGAGCAACGAAUGAAACGCAGUUUAUCCGCUAUCGAGAUCGAGAAGAAUCACAAGAAUUCUUUGAAAUCAGCCGAAGACAACCAGAAUGAAGUUGAGGAAGUCACUCAUAAAGAUGAUGAAACGCUGAAGAAACUGGAUGAGAAGAAAGGGAUCAGGAAAAUCGUGGAAAGUUUGGAGAAAAUCGAAAAGGAAAUGGGAAUUCCGAGUAGUGUUAGUGUCGAGGUUUCUAGUGAUAACCAAAACGGUUUUAGUAAUAAUAGCAAAAACUCGUUUGAUGGUAGUGGUGUUACAGAACACAUAGACAAACCGAAAAGUAUAACGGAAUUAACGGGUACCACUGUGAAAACGGCUCCAAAAUACACCAAACCCGCGUCAUCAUCGGAAAUAACGUCACCGGUUUCGGAAAAAUCUACGAAAGAUGUGGAUAGAAUAGAUCGCGUUGCGUUAAAACCAGUGCAAAGUGUCAGUGAAAACAUUAGAAAAACUAACGAUGAGGGUACGGUAAAAAUAUUGUUGCCCAAGAAGCCAAAGCCGCGAGUGGAGGAAUCCACCACUGCCGUGUUUAACUUUACUACUAGAACUGACGUGCCAGAUUAUAUUGCCAACGACAAAAGCCGAACGCCCAGUUUACCAGUUAUACCAAAGCCUGACGAACCCGGUAUAAAGAUCAUAUCCGAAACGUUCCUGUCGAACUUCAAGGAGAUCCAGGAAUUGAUGGAAGAGGACGACCUGAUCCGUGCCCUGGAGACGCGGCCGCCCAGCCCUUGUGACGUCACAUUCUUAAAUGACAACAUCCUGAUCGAUGGUAAAUCUAGUCUGAUACAGUGCACAUCCAAACGAACAAAGCUCAAAAUAUCUUUCGUGGACGAUGCCGAAAUCUACGAAUAUCCUUCAGAAACGUCAGUUUUGUUAGAAGACUCAGCCCUUUCUUCGCCUUUAGGGGGAGCCGUAGGUCACUCAGUUCCUUUACUUUCAGGGUCAACUCUAGCCACAUACAUACCAAAAUCAACCGAGGAAUUCCAGUUGGGUGUAACUAAAGCACCACCGCCACCAUCUCCCAAACCUGACGUCACCGAAGUACCCGAGAUGUCUGAAGUUAUUCUGGAAGAAGUCGACCAACCAGUAGCUUUCAGCUCGGGUGGUACAACCGACAUGCUUUUCUGAGAGACUGAUGAUGGUUUUAAAAACUCCUCAAUAUUUUAGAACUCCGUAUUAUGUUUACAUAUUAUCCUACUGUUUAUAUUAUUAAGUUCAACCGAGUCAUUCCAUUUUAGAACCAAUAUUAUCAAGUAUUUGGAUAAUUUAGUUUUAUAAAGUAUCUAAUUCCAGCAUUCCAAUUUUUCAAACUUUGUAAGGAUUGUUUUAAGGAAUGCACUUACAAUUUAAGGAAUGUAGAAACCACGAUACAUGUACUAACGGUAUGUAACAUACUGGACCAAAUUGCGAAUACAGAUUUACGUGGCAUUUAUUUCGAAACUCCCCAUACUUUUUUUUAAUUUUGUCUUUUCUGUUUAAAUAUCAUACAGGGUGUGUCAGUAUUCCGUGGACAUAGAACUACUACGUUUUUUUUGGCAUCAAAAUAAGUUUAUUCGGCACAGUUUAUCUCUAUUCAAAAGUGCUUCGUUUGUCCGCUAGAGCAUCAAACUAACUUGAAAAAAAUAAACACAAUAAACACAAGUAGUUUUCAUCCUUCCCAUAUUUUAAGUCAAAUGUUAGAGCAC
Messenger RNA from Sitophilus oryzae (rice weevil), 3718 nucleotides. RefSeq lists its product as uncharacterized. Gene Ontology annotation, molecular function: microtubule binding. Gene Ontology annotation, cellular component: rough endoplasmic reticulum membrane; nuclear membrane. The coding region runs from base 456 to 3161 and encodes 901 amino acids. The record is from RefSeq and is a predicted model, not a curated record. Lineage: Eukaryota; Metazoa; Arthropoda; Insecta; Coleoptera; Curculionidae. The transcript has 9 exons. Gene Ontology annotation, biological process: neuronal signal transduction; chemotaxis.